CUAUUAUCGGACGUGUCGUGGAUGUACAUGUUACCCUGGAUGUUAAAGCAACAUUUCUAUGUCAAUUGGAUCUCCGACAUUACGUUUAACGCGUUGUUUUUUUGUUGUUGUAAAUCUUGAUUGACUUUCACUCUCCGUCACUCCACAACGUGGGAACAUGCCAGUCAGUGCGAUGCCACGGGGUCGAUCCCUGAGCCCGGCGUCCCUGUCCCGGAGUCUCUCCCGGCUCAGGGAGUUCCGCACCCGGACGCGGAUCAUGCUCUCUCUCGGAGUUUCUCAGAUGGUCUUGGGGAGUCUCAUCCUGGCCGUGAGCUUCGCGGCUCUAGCUCUAACUACCUCCCCCCGGGUCCGCCACUCGUGUCCGUUCUGGGCUGGUUUCUCGGUGCUGCUGUCGGGUUUGAUAGGAGUCGUGUCAUGGAAGAGGCCGCUGUCCCUGGUGAUCACCUUCUUCAUGCUGUUGUCGGCGGUGUGUGUGAUGCUGAAUCUGGCCGGCUCCAUCCUCUCCUGCCAGAACGCCCAGCUGGUCAACUCACUGGAGGACUGUCAGUUGAUUAAGUUUGACAGCGACGGCGUGUGUGUGUGCUGUGAGCUACAGCAUCAGAGUUCCAGCUGCAACAACCUGGGAGAGACCCUCAAGCUCAACCCCCUGAGAGACUGCAACACCAUACGCCUGCGCCUCAAGGAGCUGCUGUUCAGUGUGUGUGCGCUGAAUGUCAUCUCCACGAUCGUGUGUGCGUUGGCCACGGCCAUGUGCUGUAUGCAGAUGGUGUCCACUGAUGUUCUGCACAUGUUCAUGCCCCACAGGGCGCGGGCACUGAGUGCGGACUGUAUGACGCCUCACGGCACCAUCCUGCACCAGACGCUGGACUUUGACGAGUUCAUCCCCCCGAUCCCCCCUCCCCCCUACUACCCCCCGGAGUACACCUGCACCCCCGUCAUGGAGGGCCAGAGGAGUCUCCAUCUGGAGUUCCCCCACACCCCCUUCAGUGCCAUCUACGGAGUGCCCAUCAACAGCCCCGGCUCCCUGUACCCCUCCGAGCUGCCCCCCCCAUACGAGUCUGUGGUGGGGCAAACUCCUGCUAGCCAGGUCACCACCAGUCUAGAGCAGCAGGCCACAGAGUCAAGUCUGUGUGAUCGCAACACAACAGCUGGCCUUAGCACCCAGGCCUCAGUGGACAGUGCAUCUCUGAUGGUGUCGGAGCUGGCCGAUCUGCCUGACCCCAACUGCUCGUCGGAGGACCUGUGUUCCCUGGAGGUGCAGGGUUCGGACAUGUCCCCCUACGGAACGCUCCGGAAUGCCGGUCCCACAGCCACCCCCACCGACGGCAGCUGCACCAGCCUGGAGCACAGCAGCCACCGCUCAACGCCCCAUCACCUCCUCCGUCAUCCCGCCACCCCAACCUCCCGCUCCUCGGAAAACCUCGCCGCCGGCGCGGGAGACGAGGACGAGCGGGAGUGCUGCUCCCGGAAUUCCCAAAUCUCGGAAUCCUCCCAGCGGCGGAAUUCCCGGGAUUCCCGGGGGUCCGGCAGGAAGAUGACACUGCCGGUGGCGGCCUCCCUACCCUCCUCCUCCCACUCCCGCUCCCGCGGUGCUCGCCUCUGCUUCAGCGUCUGGUCUCCCUCCUCCUCCUCCUCCUCCUCCACCACACACACCUCCUCCCUGCCCUCCUCCGGCCCCGCGCCCUGCGAUCGCCCGCGAGCGCUCCGGGCGGCUGGGAGAAGGUACCGGAAGCUGGCGCGGAUAGUGCGCUCCACCAGUGACCCUGUGUCCUGCACGUCAGAGUCCAGAGGUGACGGCUGCAGCUGCGCUUCUCCAGGUAACCAGCCCCCUGAAGGCUCCCCCCCGCAAAUCUCACCUGAGCCAGAGCAACCAGAAGCAACAGCAUCUAUGCAGGGCCCCCCCAAGCCCAUCUCCCGCGGUGGCGGCGGCGGCGGGGGCCGUAAGGCGAGGGAGGGGGGCAAGGCGGAGCUGCGUCUGAAGCCCCGCACGUUGCCGUCGGCGACCCCCCAGGAGCGUCCGCACUCGCUGGCCGACUUCAAGACCUACAAGGACACCAAGGUGCUGGUGGCCAAGUUCCUGGAACAGUCCAGCUGCAGCCUGCCGCCCGAGAUCCAGCAGGUGGUCAACAGCAUCCGCUACGUCAUCAAGUCCGACGAGAGGCACAUGGACGAGGCCAUCUUCAGCGCCAACAUCAUAGAUCAGGUGAUGACCCAGUCCCAGCGGGCGGCGGGGAGCCCCAGGAAGCGCCUCCAUGAGGAGCUGCACCUGCAGAGCUGCGGAGCGCUGAGCUCCCCCUGCACGCCGGUGCGUCUGCGCCACUCCACCCCCGGCGCUCCGACCCCCGCGCACCCCUCCGAACCCCCAGGAUCCACCCCCACAUCCGCCCCCACCCCCACUCCCACCCCCGCCUCCGCCCCCACCCGCCCACACAGCCUCAUCAGUGUCUGCAGAGAGACCAUACUCUGA
This is a messenger RNA of Sardina pilchardus (European sardine), 2467 nucleotides long. RefSeq names its product family with sequence similarity 189 member A1 (gene entrep2). NCBI's taxonomy places the organism in Eukaryota, Metazoa, Chordata, Actinopteri, Clupeiformes, Clupeidae. Gene Ontology annotation, cellular component: membrane. The record is from RefSeq and is a predicted model, not a curated record.